This is a messenger RNA of Oldenlandia corymbosa var. corymbosa, 3473 nucleotides long. Lineage: Eukaryota; Viridiplantae; Streptophyta; Magnoliopsida; Gentianales; Rubiaceae. The record is from the annotation of a GenBank genome assembly.
CGCACGAAGUUAUAAUACAAACCGAAAUGAUAUGAUCGAAUCAUUAAUUUAGAAUUCAAAUAAUUCGAUGUCAUUUUAUCAUUUUAUGUUAUGAUUUUCACUGACUCUAUCAUUUUACUCCGGCGUUGAGUCCACGAGGGUGGAAAGCAUAUCCAAAAAGAGAAUGCUGCCGCGCGUGCAUUCCCCUUGAACCACCUCUCGAGUGCCCCAAAAGCAUAACACUUUUUAAUCACCUCCGUCGUCUUCCUCCGUCGUCCUCCGGCGGUUCUUCACCCACAAACUUUAAAUUGAUUCCAAAAGCCAAAAGCAGUAGACCCCACCUUGACCCCACCACCUCCAGGAAUCAUAGCCAGCCACAAGAUAAUAAGGCAACUCGUCAAACCCACUAACUUCCUUCCACGUGUCCACCCCCAUGGGAUUCUCUCUUCAGUACGGACUUUUCCCCGCCCUUUUUCCCCAACUGUUAAAAGUCUUCACUGCCAACAACCAAACAUCCCACAAACCAAAACACACACAGCCCUUCUUUCCUCUGUUUCCUUCCAACAUACAUACAAUUCAAAAGUCUGUUUUUUUUUUCAUUCCCCAAAUUUUUGCAUCCUGAACUCAGAAAAAUGAUGAAGCAGGAAGACGGCGGCGGAAAUGGGUGGGGAAAGGUAUGUGAUACAUGCCGUUCCGCGCCUUCCACCGUUUACUGCCGGGCCGACUCUGCAUUCCUCUGUACCGGCUGUGAUUCCCGAAUCCACGCAGCCAAUAAGAUGGCUUCCCGCCAUGAACGGGUUUGGGUGUGCGAAGCUUGCGAGCGUGCUCCGGCGGCUUUCUUAUGCAAGGCCGACGCCGCUUCACUCUGUGCCAACUGUGAUUCCGACAUCCAUUCUGCUAACCCUUUGGCCCGGCGACACCACCGUGUCCCCAUUAUGCCGAUUCCGGCGACCCUUUACGGGCCCCAGGGGAAUGAUUCUGGGGGAUCCAUGAUUGGGGUUCAUAAUUUGAAUGAGGAAGCUGAUGAUGGGUUCUUGACUCAGGACGUUGAUGAGACGAUUGAUGAGGAUGAUGAAGAUGAAGCAGCUUCAUGGCUGUUGUUUAACCCUGUUAAAAACAGUAAUAAUAACAACAGCAGUAAUCAGAGUAACGGAAUGAUGUUUGGUGGCGGGGAAGUUGUGGAUGAAUACCUGGACCUAGUUGAUUACAAUUCGUGCCAGGAUAAUCAGUACAAUUGUAAUGGUAAUAAUGAUGAUCAUCAUCAGUAUCAAAGCGCCCAACAGCAAUUUCUAGUCCCUCAGAAGAGCUAUGGAUGUGAUGGUGAAGUCCCUGAUCGUUCUGGAUUCAUAGGGAAAGAUCAUCAGCUUCACCUUCAACAACAACAGCAGCAUCACCCGAGUUUCCAAUUGGGUUUGGACUAUGAAUCAUCCAAUACUGGUUAUGGUUAUCCUGCUUCAAUGAGUCACAGCGUUUCAAUGUCAUCAAUGGAUUGCGGUAUAGUCCCAGAUACAACCAUGAGUGAUGCCUCAGUCUCUCACCAUAGAACAUCUAAAGGCACCAUCGACCUAUUCGCGAGCACUGCAAUGCAAUUGCCGCAGCAACUUCCGCCUAUGGACAGGGAGGCCAGAGUUCUGAGGUACCGAGAGAAGAAGAAAAACCGCAAGUUUGAGAAGACAAUUCGGUACGCUUCCAGGAAAGCGUAUGCAGAAACAAGACCUAGGAUUAAAGGUCGAUUCGCUAAGAGGACGGAUGUUGAGAGCGAAGUUGAUCAGAUGCUCUCCACGGAACUGAUGAUGGAAAGCGGCUAUGGCAUUGUGCCAUCAUUCUAAACUCCAAGAAGUAAUCAGGAUCAAGCCUUAAGAAAGAUCCAGGAAAUAUGCAUUCUGAUUUUGAUAAUGCUGUAUUAGUUCCAAGGUUUUUGUUUUCGAGUAAUCCACAUGUACAUAGUCGUACUUGUAAUAGCAGUACUACAUUUUGCGGAGUAAUUAAGUUUCCUUUUUGGUUCAUCAUUGAAAAUUUGAGAAUAUGACAAAUGAUUGAGCAAUGACAACUGUAUAUAGAGUUAACAAAGUACUCAUUUAAGGAAAAAAAUUCUCACGUCCUAAAAGCAGUAAUCUAAAUAUAACUAGAUUAUUAAACCUUUGCAGUGAAGCAACAUUUGGCACUCAAAAAGGACACAAGCUUUACUAGUCUACUCCAAAGUCUCUAACUAAAGAUACCGCACUCAGCUUCCCCCUCCUUUUGUGCUCUUUUGUGUCUCUUUUACACAUUGGACUUUGGUCUUUUAGAAACACCAGCACUUUAAACAAUAAUAAUCCACAGCUGCAUGAUGGUCCCAGAUUCUGUUUUUGUAAUUCAGAGCCUAUAACGGGUAAUAUAAACAGAAUCUUAGGUAUAUGUUAGUCUCUAUAAACAUAACGAGAGCAAAAUGUGAAUUAGGAUGUUUCUUGACUGCUAAUGUAGGAAAAAGCAUGAGAAAGUAAACUUCCAUAGUCCUCUUUUCUUAAUAUGAGAGACCUAAGUUCACAAAUUCCAGUCGUGAAAAUUGCAGGUGACAUGGUGUAUCAUAUCUAACUGGCCUGAUCCUUAUCUGGGCUGAGCACAUGCAGGGGACUUCCAUACACUAUGCAUCCCUUCUAAAUAGAGAUCAUCACAGAGAAAUUUUUUUACAAUUAUAAAAUAUGUUAAGUACAAAUCUACCUCUAGUGUGAAAAGAUGAGCCUCCAACAAAAAGUCCUAGAUUUCUAUCACUAAAGGAUAAUUCAAUACAGGGGUGUUCUGCUAGUGUAAGUCAAAAAAACAAGUACAAGUUUGUUUCUACCCAUUAGGGUGGCUACCCACACCAUAUCAAAUUAACCACUGUCAAUGCGCAUCAUCACGUAUUAUCCAAAUCCUGUGCAGGGCAGAUAAUGAAUGUUCAGUGGAUGAAAUUCUAGUCAAGCAGAAAAUUACAUGCAGAAAAGGCCACUAAAGUUUAUAGCCUCAAAAUAAAAGUUCAAGAAUACUAAUCAUAUGAUGCUUUAGAUAGAAUGCUGCACUUUUUCACUUUUCCAACAGUAUAUUCGUCUAAGAAAAGCAAAGAUACAUAUAUUUAGCCUCACAUACUACCUCAUCAAAGAUACGAGUAAAAAGAUUGUUCCAGAAUCAAAGUUUAGGUAAAAUAUUGUCAAUUGAGGAAUGCUCAACAGUUUCACGUGUCCUUAUUAUUCCCUGUCCCCUUUUCCAUUAAUACUUAGUUUGGCCUGGCAUAUUCACUACUGCCUUCUUUUUUACAUUUGGUAAGUGCAUCUAGCAAAAUUGAUCCUCGCUAAUUACCAACCUAUUAAUCUGCAAGACAAAGUGGACCAACAGUUUGAAAUCCAUACAACAAAACUGUAGAACCAUUUACUCACAUUUAAGUGAGAAGAUAGUUUGAAAUAUUUCUACUAAAUAUUCGAUAUAUUUCGACUAAUUAUAGAAAACAGAGCAUGACUGCACUUCACCCCCCCCCCCGG